UGGGAAAAAGCUUGCUGGAGCGAUGAUCUCUUGAUGGACAUAUAAGGAGAUGUCGGUCUCGCUUCUUGGAUAGGGCGAGAUCGAUUAGCAUCCCGCACUCGUCUCUCGUUCCCCUUGCUUCCUCGUUCACUUGCGGGCGAGAUAGAUCACGCUCACGAGAUUGCGGAGUUGUUUCGCGGGCAGGAUAUGCAGCAGUCUUCUGCGAUCAGUGCGGUCCGAGAUGAUGGCGGCCAUGGCAAGGUCAAAGUUAGGAAGGUAUCGUGGUCCAAUCUUGCCGUGGGAGCGGUUAUGAAUUUAUUUCAAGUCACAACACUUGGGCAGCCGUUCGAGGUACUCAAGACUCAUGCCGCAGCAAAUCGUAACGACACCAUUUUGCAAGGAAUAAGAAAGACCUGGUCUAGAGGCGGCAUCGCCGGUUUUUAUCAAGGCCUGAUCCCAUGGGCAUGGAUCGAGGCCUCGACAAAGGGAUCAGUUCUCUUGCUCACGUCCACAGAGGUCGAAAGCCUCUCGCGAAAUUCGCUCCAUCUUUCGCCUACUGCUUCGGGUGUGCUGGGCGGUGUCUGUGGGGGAGCUGCUCAAGCGUAUUUGACUAUGGGAUUUACGACCUGCAUGAAAACUAUCGAAGUAACGCGCGACAAAACUACAGUCAAUGGACAAAAACCCAGAAGCUCUGUUUCAGUCUUUGCAGAGAUCCUGCGCACGCAGGGAAUCAGGGGCGUCAACAAGGGCGUCAACGCGGUCGCGAUGCGGCAGAUCACCGGCUGGUCGUCGCGGAUCGGCAUCUCGAGAUUCGCGGAAACUCUUAUCUGCCGGAUACGAGGGAUAGGUGAUUCGAGCGCGAUCGAAUCAUCUGCAUCAGGGCAGACGAAGAGAAAACUUGGAGUAGGCGACAAGAUUCUUGCGUCGUCGAUCGGCGGCGCGCUUAGUUGCUGGAACCAGCCGUUUGAGGUGAUCAGGAUAGAGAUGCAGUCCCUCAAAUCUGACCCGUCGCGGCCGGAGAAACUGACAAUGAUCUCGACCGCGCGGCACAUCUACAGAACCAGCGGCCUGUCUGGGUUUUUCAGGGGCGUGGUUCCGAGAUUCGGUCUGGCGGCAUGGGCUACUAUUUGCAUGGUUGGACUUGGUGAUGUGGUGAAGGAGAGAGUAGCUAGGUUGACAAAGGUGUAGUCGAUCGCUCCAGUUCUGGCUUGUCUUUUCGCUCAUCAAUAUCGCGGCGUUCGUUUUUCUUCUCCGAUAUAGAAUAUUUUCUACAUUGAUCGCUUUGGCGCAUGACCUCCUGCAUCAGUUGAAGCAGUUAUCAUGUGGGUCAUGCACGAGCCUUCGAACCAGCGCUUAAAACCCAUACCAGUGACUUCAUCGGGACUCGGAAAUACGCUUCUCGCAGCGAUAAAGUCUCCACAAAAACCCAUAAAAUUCCAGAUCAUUCGUCGCUGGCAAAGGUGAACAAAGAGCUUGUCAAAUCUACGCGACAUGAGACUCAACGCCGUUAAAUCGACC
Molecule: messenger RNA, 1497 nt
Organism: Myxozyma melibiosi
Lineage: Eukaryota; Fungi; Ascomycota; Lipomycetes; Lipomycetales; Lipomycetaceae
Product: mitochondrial DNA replication protein
Exons: 5
Coding region: 187-1167 (326 amino acids)
Biological process (GO): mitochondrial citrate transmembrane transport; alpha-ketoglutarate transport
Cellular component (GO): mitochondrion
Molecular function (GO): tricarboxylate secondary active transmembrane transporter activity
Source: RefSeq, a predicted model, not a curated record